CAAGCUCUCCAGCUACCCUUUGGGGAAAGGCAAACGACUGCAGGAAGCACUCGGGACCCAUCUUUGGUGAACCAUGGGGCUCAGUGACCAGGAAUGGCAGCAAGUCCUGACAGUCUGGGGAAAGGUGGAGUCUGACCUCGCUGGCCAUGGCCAUCAAAUUUUAAUGAGACUCUUUCAGGACCAUCCUGAGACCCUUGAUCGCUUUGAAAAGUUCAAAGGCCUGAAGACCCCUGAUGCGAUGAAGGGCUCUGAAGAUAUGAAGAAACAUGGAGCUACUGUUCUUACCCAACUGGGCAAAAUCCUGAAGGCGAAGGGUAAUCAUGAGGCCGAGUUGAAGCCCCUGGCUCAGACCCAUGCAACCAAGCACAAAAUCCCUGUCAAGUAUCUGGAGUUCAUUUCUGAAGUCAUUAUCAAGGUCCUUGCUGAAAAACACGCUGCAGACUUUGGGGCUGAUGCCCAGGCUGCAAUGAAGAAGGCUCUGGAGCUGUUCCGAAAUGAUAUGGCCAGCAAGUACAAGGAGUUUGGUUUCCAGGGUUAGCACAUACGCACAAAGGAACACCACAAUGGAGGGCCUGGCCGCGCAUCUUUCCCCAGCGCUAUUUUGGACAUCUCGCCAUUGGCCAUCUCUGGUGUGUGGGAAAGCUUUGAUGAGAAGCCAAGAGUCACUCCAGGCAGCAUAGAGGCACUCAGAGUGAUAUCCAUGAUAAACUGUCGUUCCCUGGCUUCAUGUAUACAAAAGAAAUAUUCUGCUUUUUUAGGAAAAAUAACAUUAGGGGUUAUCUGUGAGCUUCAGCCUAUCUUAUCCCCUUUCUCUCUCUCUCCCUGAAACUCAGUCUCAUCUGAGAGGCAAAUGGCAUGGCCAAAGAUGAAGGGAUGUGGAGGAUCAAGGGAAGAGCUGAGUGUGGUGAAUGAGUGAAGGAAUGACUCAAAUGAGAGAUGUGAGAAUGGGAAGCAGGGAUACAACAUCCCAUUCCUCCCACUGGUGAGACUGUCAGCAGGUGUGGGGAUGAAUGCAGCCAGCCAGUCUCCAGUGCCUGCCAGCUCUGGAGGGUUUAGUUGUUAAACUUGCAUUAGCAAAACUUAUAAAGAGAAGUACUCCCUGUGAUCUGUAGGCUUCUAGCAGCCGCCACUAUGAGUCUGAAGGUCUGUUGCUCUGGGAAGUGAAAUACAUGUUUCUCAGAAAAUAAAAAUCCUGCACCAGA
Motacilla alba alba is the source of this 1202-nucleotide messenger RNA. RefSeq names its product myoglobin (gene MB). Gene Ontology annotation, molecular function: heme binding; oxygen binding. The transcript has 3 exons. Gene Ontology annotation, biological process: oxygen transport. Lineage: Eukaryota; Metazoa; Chordata; Aves; Passeriformes; Motacillidae. The record is from RefSeq and is a predicted model, not a curated record. Gene Ontology annotation, cellular component: extracellular exosome. The coding region runs from base 74 to 538 and encodes 154 amino acids.